Molecule: messenger RNA, 3553 nt
Organism: Zalophus californianus (California sea lion)
Lineage: Eukaryota; Metazoa; Chordata; Mammalia; Carnivora; Otariidae
Gene: PPP1R3E
Product: protein phosphatase 1 regulatory subunit 3E
Exons: 4
Coding region: 223-1062 (279 amino acids)
Biological process (GO): regulation of glycogen biosynthetic process
Cellular component (GO): protein phosphatase type 1 complex
Molecular function (GO): protein phosphatase 1 binding; glycogen binding
Source: RefSeq, a predicted model, not a curated record
GAUGAUGGUCUAAAACCCUGAGAGCUGACGAUCAGAACGGAGGGGGGGGGAGGUAGUCACGGAGGGGAGACAGCUAUAGGAGGUGGAGGAGAUGGAGGUGACAGCAAGGAGAGUACGCAACGACUAGGGGCGACUUCUGCGCCGACGCCGGGCGGUCGGGCGAGAGGAAAGCAGGGCAACGCUGCGGCGCUGCCGGCGGGCCCUGCCCGGGCAGGGGGUGCCAUGUCUCGAGAGCGGCCCCCCCGCACCGACAUUCCCCGCAACCUUAGCUUCAUAGCCGCACUAACAGAGCGUGCCUACUACCGCAGCCAGCGGCCCAGCCUCGAGGAGGAGCCGGAGGUGGAGCCAGGCGAGGGCGGGACGCGCCUUGGGUCCCGAUCCCGCGCUCACGCUCCGAGUCGGGGUCGCCGGGCCCUUUCUGCGCCCGCCGGAGGCGGCGGGGUCCGAGCGCCCCGCAGCCGCAGCCCCGACACCCGCAAAAGAGUGCGUUUCGCCGACGCGCUUGGGCUGGAGCUGGCCGCGGUGCGCCGCUUCCGCCCCGGAGAGCUGCCCCGGGUGCCCCGCCACGUGCAAGUCCAGCUGCAGAGGGACGCCCUCCGCCACUUCGCGCCGUGCCAGCCUCGUGCCCGCGGCCUCCAGGAGGCGCGCGCCGCCCUGGAGCCGGCCAGCGAGCCUGGCUUCGCCGCCCGCUUGCAGGCGCAGCGCAUCUGCCUGGAACGCGCCGAGGCGGGCCCGCUGGGCGUGGCCGGGAGCGCGCGCGUGCUGGACCUGGCCUACGAGAAGCGCGUGAGCGUGCGCUGGAGCGCCGACGGCUGGCGGAGCCAACGCGAGGCACCGGCCUCGUACGCCGGCCCGGCCCCGCCCCCGCCGCGCGCAGACCGCUUCGCCUUCCGCCUUCCGGCGCCACCCAUGGGGGGCGCCCUGCUUUUCGCCUUGCGCUACCGCGUGACUGGCCACGAGUUCUGGGACAACAACGGCGGCCGUGACUAUGCUCUACGUGGGCCCGAGCACCCCGGGAGUGGCGGAGCCCCGGAGCCCCAGGGCUGGAUCCACUUUAUCUGAGACGCCUGGGCCGACGGCGGGAAAGCCAAAGGCACCCAGGGGCUGCGGGAGCCCGAAGAUUUGGCGGGGAGGAAUGAGAGAAACCGAGAUCGGCUGGGAGCUGUCCAAGAGAGUCAAAAGGGGUGGAGAACCUACUGCCUUUUCUCCAAGACCAUGGUUGAUCCACCUUCCUCCCUCAGGCUCCUUCUUGACAGUCUUCUAGAAGGGAGAAGAGGGAAAAGAAGCAGUUCCUGAUGCAGAUGAACAGCUGCUCCCAGAACAGAGUAUGGAGUGUGUUACCAGGCCCCUCCUGUCUAAAGCCUUAGUCCUUUGAAGGAAGAUGGCCGAAAGAGAGGAACCCCGAGUCGCUCCUCAAAGAAAUGCCGGUUUAAACAUCAUCCUUACGUGAUGAAGAAAACAAAGGAUUUCAUGCAUCUUGUGGAUCACCUUCAGGUCAUAUUUCCAGCAGAGUGAAGAAAGAACCUCCUCAAAGCCACCAAGCAAAGCACUUUUUAGUCAUCAAUGAAGAGCCCAAGGGAGGAUGAUGGAGGGAGCCUGGGUGGAGGCUCAGUGUAUACUAAUCUCUUGCCUAAUGUGUAUGCGCUAUUGUCAUGUUGUAUUAACAAUCAUAAUAGCUCACAUUUACUUAUCCACUCAAAUCUGGUGUCUUGCAUGCAUUAUAAUUCUCAGAACAACCCUAUCAGUUGAGAAAUACUAUCCCUGUUUUAGAGAUGAGGAAACAGCUCAGAAAAGCAUAGUAAUUUGUUCAAGAUCACACCACUGGUAAAUGGCAUUGCUAGGAUUGUGAACUCAGGCUCUCCAGAGCUUCUGUAUAUAACCAUGUUACUAUAUUUUUUCCUUUAAAAACAAAACUGAAAAUUUUGCCAUAUAUAAUCUCUUAUUAAGAAAAGACCACAGUUUCUAACUGUUCUGCCUUCCCAUCCUCCCAGAUUAUUGAACUGGCUUAGGGAAGGCAAAGUGCUGAGGGUCCCACAAUCCCAUGCAGGAGCUUGCUGCUCUCUCCUGUACCAGUGUCCCAGGUCUGCAGAAGCAGCAAGGGACCACACUGCCUCCUGCUAGAGAACUUGGGAACCCAUUUGAACUCCAGCUUUUCCAUACAUUGGGAUUCUUUCCUGGCCUUAACCAACAUUCUACACCUGUUGGUGUGACACCUCUUUCUACUCCCCUGACUGGUCUUGAACUGACCAGUCCUUAAAGUUUCCACUAAAAGGUAUCCCUGACUAGGACAACUGCUGAAUGGUCUGUGCUUGGGCCCUCUCUGCGAGCCCUGGUAUUACUGAGUGGAUAAAUGUAAACUGGUUGGAGACGGAACCAAGGAUAAUCCAUUUUUCCCUGAGCUUUCUCUGUAAGAAGUACUAUGGCUCACCCACUCCCCACCCCCCAUCCUCAGCUUUAUAGAACCAACACCUGAAUCUUCUAGUUCUUCCCAUGUAGAGCUGCCCCAGGGCCUGGGGGUAAGCUGAUAGUCUAAUCUGAUAUGGGGAACACUAGGAGUUUGGUGGAAUCUUUAGAGAUGUGUUAGGUGUUAGGCAUUGGGAUGGGUCCUUUCCCCUGAAGGCUGAUGACUAUAUGAACAGGAGCAAUUUAGUGUAUAACAGGUCAGCUGUGGACUAGGCAGUGCUAGAAGAGAAAACAUUGCCUUGAUCAGGGGCUUGGGUCCUUGAAGCCACACAGCUGGAACACUUUUGCCCAGUCUUCCUACACUUAACCUGUCUGACAACCUUCCUCUCGUACCUUUGUUUCUCUUUAUGCACGUAGCUCAUUUCUCUUCACAAUAAGCCCUAACUCCUAAACUUUCCAGUCAAACUCCCACAUUCCCUUGCUUCUAACACCUGCGUUUCUCUGGAGCUCCUCUGGAUCCUUGCAAUCUGCAAGGUCAUAGAAUCAGAGACCUGGAAAAGCUUGUCUUUAGAGAUCACUGGGUCCAUUCUCCAGUACAAAUGAGGACACAGGUCCAGAGACGAGAAGACUUCAGCAGGGUCAGAGAAUUUGUUAGUACAGCUCGAGAUGGGGCUUAACCCCAGCCCUCCUGACCAUAUUCCACUCCCAGGCUACAAAACGGGCCUCUACAGUCAGACCCGCAGUUUUUCAUGGCAAGCAAUAAUAUCACAAAUGUUUCAUUUUCUGUUGCUAGCUUCUAUUCCCUUCCCUAUCCAGGCAUAAAAAGAAACAAAAGGCACUUGUAGUUUUCUGUUUUCCCAGCCUUGGCACUUCUUUGGGUGAUAUUGCUAAGGAACAGUGAAGUUGCUAAAAAGACUGAAUAAUCCACCUAUUGACAGUUAACCUGGAGAGGAAUUGAAAGUUUGCUUUGUGAAUCCCCCCAAACCACUGUUCUCAUCAGGCCCUCCCAGAGUGUCCUCACUCUCUUCACAGUGCAGCCCUGUUCACUGGGCCCCAGACCCACUAGUCCUCACUUCAGCUUCCUCAUGCAGCUGCCCUCCCUUCUGGAUAAAAGACCUCAUAUUUGAAAUAAAGUUGAAAUAUGAAAGUA